AAUUUUUUUUUUUUUAUAAUCACUUCUUGAUGUUAGUACAACGAAAUUCUUAAAAAAAUAAAUAAAUAAAUUGGAAACUACUGACACGGAUUAUGGGGUCCACCUAGAACAUGUUCCACAACUUUAGUCUAACGACGCAGGGCCGAAGGAGUCAUAUGCUUCAUUAUAAUUUUCUACAUAUUCAUUCAUUCGUCGCUCCUCAGCACUCACUCAGUAGCCUCCUCUCCUCUUCCAAGAAAGCAAGAUUUCUCACACAAGCAAAGUCCCCUUGAGUUGCUAGAUUCUCUUGUCUCUGCUAAAAAUUCCCAGGGAAUGAACAACUUCAAGGGUUUUGGUCCUUAUGGAUUCCGACCAUCGGAGGCAGAGCUCAUCGGAUACCUACGAAACAGAACUUUGCUCGGCCGUGAUUGCUUGGUCCAAGAUAUUACUCUUCUUGAUGUCGACAUUUGCAAGUGGGAGCCCUGGGAUUUACCUGGUCCAACUAGACUUUCAUCAGGAGCCAUUAGUCGAGAUGGAAGUAUCUAAUGACUAUGACUGGAUUCAAAAUCAAUCAAGCAUUAGUGAACAAACUAAUGAGUUCGUAAAUUCAUUUCCUGUUGUUUAUUCCGAGACUUAUCCUGAAGAAAGAAACAAUCAAGAGGACUUUGUCAAUGGUGGGAAUAAAGUUAAUUCCAACCUGCAGCCAUUUAAUCUCGAAUACUAUGUUGCAGAUUAUGCAAUUCCACAAAAUCCACAGGUAGACUAUAUGCGGCCCAUUACAAACCCAGAAGGGGCUCAAAAUCAGCUAAUUUAUACCACUCAACAUGAUCAUUCCUUCCAAAAUGUUCUCACUUAUAAUGAUGAAACCUACCCUGAGGAAAGAAGCAACCAACAUAAUAUAGUUGCAGAGGAUGAGGGCGUCAACUUGCCUUCAAAUUUCUAUAACGAUCCUAUAGCUGAUAUAAGUCAAAUGAACUUGUUUGACUUUGAUGAUUUAUACUGGGACGGGAUAUACCUUCAUGAGUUGAAAGCAACUGAUAACAACUGUGAUGGGGUUCAGAAUCAAUCUAGUAUUAACCAGCAAGUUGCUGAUGAGUUCAGGAAUUCAAAUUUGAUUGGCAAUGAAAUUGCCUACCCUGAUGAAAGAAACAAAUCAGCAGCCGCUGAGAUAGAGGGCUCCAACUUGCCUUCCUUGGGGAUGACUGAAUCUUCCCAUCCAAUGGAGUCGUUCAGGAAAGGAUCAGGCAUGGAGCAUGAAGGAUCGAGCACUGACAUAGGAACUGAAGUAGCUCAAGCACAGGCAAAGAAGAGAAGAUUUUAGUGGCAAAUGGACUUGAGUUUGAUUCCUGUAAUAUAUGGAGUGUAAUGUUAAGUGUUGCUUGUGAGAUCUGUUUUCUUGACAUUUUCUAUUAUUAAAUAAGCUCUUUUAAACCCAGUCUCAAAACAUUUUUUGAUAGCAUUCAAAAAUUGUCUCUUUUCAAAAAUAAGAAAAGAUUGUUCAUAUAUAUAAUACCUCUGUUCACAGAAUUCAAAUGAGUAAUGCUCUGAGAGUAGAUUAUCCAAGGAGAGAUGGAGUAAA
Molecule: messenger RNA, 1558 nt
Organism: Durio zibethinus
Lineage: Eukaryota; Viridiplantae; Streptophyta; Magnoliopsida; Malvales; Malvaceae
Source: RefSeq, a predicted model, not a curated record